AUGACCCACCCGCUCAGCCACCUAAUCAUCGUCUGCUGCCACGCCAUAUACAAGGGUGGCCCAACCCACGGCCUCUCCGAGGACGAAUGGGAAAUCGAACCCUUCCAAAAGGGCGAAACGCCCACGUUCACUGCACACGUCAAGGCGGGCCUCCAUCUCGCAGCCCAGGAUCCGGAGAGCCUGCUUGUGUUCUCGGGAGGUCCUACGAAGCCAACCCGCACGGCCCUAGCGGAAGGAGAAUCGUAUCUUAACCUGGCCCGCGCCAACAGCUACUACCAACUCGCCCCGACCAUCCACUCCGCCCGGGUCGUCGCCGAGAACCUCGCCACGGACUCUUACCAGAAUGUCCUGUUCUCACUGCUUCGGUUCCGUGCCGUGGCAGGCCGCUACCCGACGCGGGUGACGGUGGUGACGCAUGCGUUCAAGCGGGCGCGGUUCGCCGAGGUGCAUUUUCCGGCGGUCGGGCUGGGAGGCGUCGGAUCGAGGGUCGCGGUCGAGAUCGUGGGCAUCAAUCCGCCGGAGGAGGUGACGCCGUUGCGGGAGUUGGUGGCCGGGGAGGAGGAGAGGGGGAUUGGGUUGUGGAGGGGGGAUAGGUAUGGGGUUGGGCGGGUGUUGGGGGGGAAGAGGGUGGCGAGGGGGUGGACGGUGGGGAUGGAGGAGGGGGUUUUGGGGGUGGUCGAUGGGUUGGAGGGGGUGGUUGCGGCGUUGAUUCGGUGGAAGGGAGGGAGGACUGGGAAUGAGUGGUUCGAUAGGUUGGAGGAAUUGCCUUGGUACGGUUAG
Messenger RNA from Aspergillus japonicus CBS 114.51, 780 nucleotides. Its product is annotated as DUF218 domain protein. The coding region runs from base 1 to 780 and encodes 259 amino acids. The transcript is spliced from 4 exons. The record is from RefSeq and is a predicted model, not a curated record. Gene Ontology annotation, cellular component: cytoplasm. Lineage: Eukaryota; Fungi; Ascomycota; Eurotiomycetes; Eurotiales; Aspergillaceae.